UGCUGAUUGCUCACGUGAUCUCAACGUGUUGUGUGAGUCUGUGAGAUUUCAAGGAUCAAGUCAACAGUACUUCUCUCAUGGGAAGGAAGAAGAGAAAGAACCUAAAGCCAUGGUGCUGGUAUUGCAAUAGAGAAUUUGAUGACGAGAAGGUUCUGAUAGGACACCAAAAGGCCAAACACUUCAAGUGUCACAUAUGCCACAAGAAGCUAUACACUGCUCCUGGCCUGGCCAUCCAUUGCUCUCAAGUCCACAAGGAGACCAUUACCAAAGUACCUAAUGCUUUAUUGGAUAGGAGUAUAUUGGACUUUGAAAUAUACGGGAUGGAGGGAGUGCCCGAGGAAGCCAGAAGAAUGAGGGAGAUAGAGAAAUAUGGCUCAGCUAGUGAUGAUGGCCCUGAUACCAAGAGACUCAAGACUGAUGGCCUAGCAGCAGGGGUGAGUCCUGUACCAGUAGGUGAUGGUUUAUUUCCAGCUGGUCCCCCUGGCCUGUUGCCUGGUGUCCCCCCUGUCCUCAUACCUGGCAUGCCUCCCAUUGUGCCAGGAAUGAUUCCAGCUCCUCCUAGAGGAAUCCCAAUGGUCCCUCCUGCAAGCGCUCCAACAAUGACCCAACCAUUAUUCCCUAGUGCUGUGGUACAGCCUCCUACUUCAGCUCCCCCUAUCGGCACUACUAUCACAUCAUCAGAUAAUUCAGUGGCUACUCAUAAAGAGGCAGCUGCAUCUGCUGCUGAGAGCAUACUAAUGACUGCAGCUCUAGUUGUUCCACUACCAGAGAAUAGCCUCCUCAUGCAUCCUAAGCAAGACCUAUCAAUGGAAGAGAUAAGGUCCCUUCGUGCCAAGUAUAAUAUUCCUUCAGCUAAUUCCAUGGUGCAUUCUUCAUUGUCGUUGUCACGACCUCCUCCCCCUCCAAUGGGAGGGAUGCCCACUAUAAGACCAGGGAUGGGACCUCUUCCCAUCAGUUUUUCUAUUAGACCACUCCAGCAGCCGCCACUUCAUGGAGUGAUGCCCCAAUGAGCAAUAGACAUCCCACACACAUACCAACUACUCAUGCGCGCACACACACACACAAACACACACACACAAUGUGUAAUUGUACUGUAAAAAGAACAAAAGCUUUUUAUUAAAGUCAUUAAAAAUA
Amphimedon queenslandica is the source of this 1134-nucleotide messenger RNA. RefSeq names its product BUB3-interacting and GLEBS motif-containing protein ZNF207-like. Lineage: Eukaryota; Metazoa; Porifera; Demospongiae; Haplosclerida; Niphatidae. Gene Ontology annotation, cellular component: nucleus. Gene Ontology annotation, molecular function: DNA binding. The coding region runs from base 78 to 1010 and encodes 310 amino acids. The record is from RefSeq and is a predicted model, not a curated record. The transcript has 7 exons.